AUGGUGUAUGGUCAUGUAAGCGAUGCUGGCUCAGGACGCUCCACAAUCCUUCCGCUGCGGCGGGAUGAUUCGAUGGAAAAGUGGAAGCUUUGCCCACCUAGAUAUAUGCCAGCAGACCCUACGUUCAGUUUUGAUCCCCUUUUUGAUCAAAGUACAACAAUGACAUCGUGUGCAGUAGCACGAGCAAACUCUCCUGCUCCCGAUGAGCUUGAAUGUGUCGACAUGCUCCAUCCGUUGAGCUCCGACAACAACCUGCCUUUGAUCAGCACUACUCCUAUGAUGCCUCCUGUGAUCAAAACCACUGACAGACCAGUUGUGUUGUGCAUGGCUCCAGUACACAAACUUCAUCACGAAGAUGACACCGGUGACGAUAAGGAAGUUCGAGACGCGGUCGGGGGUAUUCAACUGAACUAA
This is a messenger RNA of Cooperia oncophora, 414 nucleotides long. Lineage: Eukaryota; Metazoa; Nematoda; Chromadorea; Rhabditida; Trichostrongylidae. The record is from the annotation of a GenBank genome assembly.